Molecule: messenger RNA, 5197 nt
Organism: Formica exsecta
Lineage: Eukaryota; Metazoa; Arthropoda; Insecta; Hymenoptera; Formicidae
Exons: 5
Coding region: 449-1090 (213 amino acids)
Source: RefSeq, a predicted model, not a curated record
ACAAAACACGCACGAGCUUUGAACGAGCAUUUUUACGCAAGAUUGUACCACGUGUUAUCAAUCAGAGAUAAAAAAAAACCUCGUAUUGCUUUUACGCAUCGGCUCGAUGCACAUCCUGCAGAAUCUAAUCAAGUUAUACAAGCGAAGGAUCGAAUUUGCGAAGUUUCGCGGAUUUUCACACUUCAUUUCGUGUAUUCAUAUACGUAUCGCGAAACGCACUUUCGGCAAUUGCAUGCUUAUCUCUACGGAUCGUCGGUCUCGAUUCGCGUCUCGUGUGCGCGACGUUUUAAUAUUUAAAUUACAUCAGCGGUAUAAUUGGAAGCUCCUCGCGCGGUCUACCAGCAGCUGCUCUUUAUCGCCGAAGGCUGACAGGGAGAUCGCGGCUUCUUUAUUUGCUUCGUGAUAAGCGCUUUUCCGUCGCAUUGACAUUGCGGAUCGCGCGCUCGAGAUGUUGCUGCGCGGAAUUGCAUUCGCGGAGGCGCGUCGUAAUUCGGCACGACGCGUCCUUAAAAGCCGCGACAAGACACAGGGCAAUAAUGGAUGCGAAAGAGACGUCGCGUCGGAUGUCUCCCACGAUGGAUUCUUAACGCGACAUAUGCGCACGAUGACAAUGAUGGCUUAUCAAUCCACGGAGCAGCCACUGUCCCCCGUUUUUUCAACCUCGUUUGAAAGCGAGGCGAUAUCGCUCGUCGCCACAGCGUCCAAGCUGGCCACCGUGGAAGAUGUGGGUCCAAAGCGGCCCGAAGGCCCCAUCCGACCAUCCGCCGCCUCCCUAAAGGUUUCACCCACGGCCAGGGCGACUCUCCAGGCAUUACGGUCACCGAAGAGCAAGCUAGUCAUCCCCGUUAGUACCCGCGACGUUGAGACCAUCACGGAUGUAUGCAGCGGAGAAGAGCUACCAGAAGUCGAGAUAAUCAGUCUGUUGGAGGAGCAAAUACCGAGAUAUCGUCUUCGAGCCGAUACCUUAACGCAAUUUCAAGGGUACGAGAACGCCGAUUGGUUUAUUCCGUCACCUGCGCUCAGAUCGGAGGACGUCGAUUUGAAAUUAUCGCCGGAUCAGAUCCGGGAGACUCUUAACUACUUCAUUUAAGGGAGAUCAUUGCGACCUUACGGUUUCUUUACGGAACACCUCGUUGCGCGGAAGGAGUCGAUAUUUAUGCACAGUCAGGUCAGAUGUUCUUAUGACUAUCGACGAUUACGGGAGAGAACGGUAUCUAAGAUGUACCAGUCUAUUUAUUAAUUGGUACGCGAAAGUAUCUCCCUUUCUCCCUAUCUCUAUCAUUCAUCAUUGAGCCUUUCGUUCAUCUCGUUUCUUCUCACACAUUAUACGUCUAUUUAUUAAAUGUCAUUGACAUAACAAAAUAUAUUUUUCUAUUAUAAUUAAAAUUAUAAAAUUAUGAAAAAACUCAGGAUUAAUAAUACGUGUAUAAAAAUACAUAUAAUAAGAAAGGAUAUGAUAUUACAGAUUUGUGUAAAUUAUGUUAUUUUUCUUGUGUAAUUUUAAUUAUAAUAGAAUUUCUAUAUUUAUUUUGUAAAGAUAAUCAGGACUGUAUAUCUCAUUGUAUACAAUGUGUUAUGUUGAUUUAUAUAAAAUACAUACGCUUUUAACGAUACGGUCUAUUUUAAAAUAAGCAAUAUGCGGAAGCAAUAAUACAGAAAAUGAGAGAAAACACAAUAAAAAUAGAGACACGCCCGAUAUCGAUUAGAUUCAUUAGCAAGUACUUAGUAUACAUCGUAUUCUCUUUCGUUAAUCAUUUAUUCAAUUGUUUUUAUAUCUCGUAAUGACAAGUAAAAAGAGAAAUAUAAUAUCUCAACUUGUUUGUGCAGAUAUUUCAAUAAUCAUAGAGGAUAUAAUUAAUACUUAAUGCAACCAAGGAGCCAAUAAAAAAUAUUUAUAUAUUUUUUAAUAUAUUAACUUUCUCUCUCUCUCUCUCUCAUAAAGUUAUCUGCAAAAAUAAUAUUUCGUUCGUUCAUUCAUCUUUAUCAUUGCUUUAUCAUUGCGGGACGAGUUUAUUCGCGCGUCUCUCUAUCGAAUGAUGAUAAGAACUUCUCAUUCCGCCUCUCUCUUACUCUCCCACAUAGGAUUUAAUUAUAUUAUUAUCGGAGGCCACCCCAUUUACACAACUAAUCACCGUUUUCCGUGUUAUUACCGAAGAUAAUAAUGAGAAUCCUCUCACAAUCGCGGGGUGGAGGUAUGCGCGAGAUUUCAUUGUUAGCGCGACACACGUGUCUCUUUUUCUUAUUAUAUUUUGCAUAUACAUCGCCUUUUCCUCGAGCACAGUGCAAAAUGGUGAAACUUCACAAGACGGAAGGAGAAUGAUACGACAGUUUCUUUUCUGUUUCUUUUUUUUUCGGUUCCCACGACAACUCCCUCAUUCUUGUUUUCUGACAUUGCGAGUGAUUUCUCCAUUCAACCUUUCGUCGCAUCCGAUGUAGAAAGUUGUUUGCAGGUUUGUUAUUUAAUUGUACUAUUCAGUAUCGGUUGUUAUCCCUCCUCCCCUUCUCCAUUUGUUUCUCCGAUCGAUUCGAGACGCCACUUUUCUCAUCGGUUGAAGAAACAAGGAAGUCAAACAUACUUCUUAAUGUUGCGACGUAUUAAACAUAGCAAAUAUAUUAAUACGUUUAUUAUGCAGUUAAUGAUUUUAUUUGAUUACCUGUCAUUUACUCAUUAAACCGCGAAGAUGUUCCGCGGUUUUUAUACAGCAUUUUUUUUUCCAGUAAUAAAGUAAAAUCAGCUUCGAGAGUUCUUUAAUGAUAGGAAUAAUGGAUUUUUCCUGUAUUGCAUGAGAAAUGUUAUUUAUAUUAGAGAGUAUAUAUUUAUUUAUAUAAGAGAUAAUAUGUCCAAGAUUCCAAGAUGUACAUUGAGUUUAAUAUAAUUGCCUUCGAUUACUCUUCCGCUCCAACAUUUUUUCUCUAAUCUUUCUCUCACCAAGAAGAUUAAUGUGUUUUAUUUAUAGAUUUUUAUAAUUGUAUAGACAUAAUUGAUCAUAUUUCUAUGUAUUCACUAAGUAUUAUAAGAUCAUUAACUGUGUUGUGCGUGAAGAUAUUCCAAAAAAUUUAAUUCAAAAAUAUUUCAGGCCGUUUGUACCAAUAUCGUUACACGUGAUAAGAUCUAUCUCUUUAAAAAUUUCUCCUAAAGUAUUUAAGUGAGAAAUAAAAUGUAAAAUAUUAGCUUUUGUUAGAUAAUAUAUUAUUUAUUAAUAAUGUAUUAAUAAAUAAAAAUAUAUCUCUCUUGUUAGUGAGUGAGAACUACGGAUGCUAUUUUGCAUUUUAAGGAUUGCAACUACCCGUUAGAUCGUCCAAGCAAAGAGCAAUGCUUUCUCAAGGAAUAUCUUCCAAGCGCGUUCACGGUAUCCUGAAAUAUCAUCUCCUGAAAAUGUCGGAUGCCCCACCUGUACUUAAUAUUCCCGUUUAUCAUCAAUCGUCAAACAAUUCGACAACGCAAUUCGCAUUCCUUUUACCAGUCACGAUUAUCUUGCACGAAAGGAUUAUUGCCUAUCACAAAAUAUGAAUCAGUUUUGACUCAUUGUCAAACAUUUUACAUAGCAAUUGCGCAUUUAAUAAUAAAAUUACGUAACAUGUGAUAUUACAUCAGGCUGCUAAAGAAAAAAAUCGAUCAGAAUGUCAGAUAUAUAAUACUUUUAAUAGAAAUAUGAUGGAUGAGGAAAUUCUUCGAGAGAGAGAGAGAAAAAGAGAGAAUCGUGACCACCUGAAAUAGUUCAUAAUUAAAAACGUUAUACCUUUCAAAAUGAUCACCCCCCUCCCCCAAUGCAACACAUAGUACGACAGAGUAAACCUUGAUCUAAUUCUCCCCAUGUGACAUCACACAUGUCGCCGUUCUCGCCGCAUGCGUACACAUUUACGCAUAUCUUUUUGUAUGAUUUUUCAAUUUUACGUUUAUAUCAGAGUUCUUUUAACAAUAAUUAUGAAUAUUUAAUUUUGCAAAUUUUACACGUUUUCGAUUCUUCGAAAGUGUACGAACAAGUCGAUGUUACAUACGAAUUUAAAUAUCCUGGAUUGUAAAAAAAUGAUUCUCAUAUUUAGCACGCGAUAGAUUGAUAUCGCGCGCAAUUUACAUGCUUCGAAAACAACGUCCGUAAUCUUAUCACCGCCAGCUCGUUGGAGGGUGGUCGCGAUCAACUCCGGGAUCAACGAGCGCAUCCUCGUUUAAUGAAGCUUUCCUCGCUCGUGCUAUCCACCUUGCACGUUCAACGCACUCGACGAACUGGUAGGCAGGAACGGGCUCCGCCAAUCACGUGGCGCGACACUUCAAAACGAACGCUCGCCGGCCGCUUCACGACCGCGUGCAGCUCAGUCACGCUCGUGUAGCCGCGACGUUUGCAUCGUCGCGCGCUCGUGCCGCCGACUUUGUCACGCCCGAUCUCGUCGCGAGGUUAAGCGCGCGACGACGGUUGCGUGCCGCGUUUCCCGUCCAGGGUGCGCGAAGAGACGUUUGACGUAGCGAGGAGAGCACUCGUCGGUCCACAUAGUGCACGGUACGUCGGGCAUGCGCGACAGAAGCCGUUCUCCGGUAGUUGCCGCCCGUAUCCGGAUUCUGCAAGAUCUUACCCCGCUCGUGCGCGCGACGAAGCGACGAGAUUCCCUCCCGCGAGAUGCGUCGCGACUCGACCGCGUUAUCGCGUUAUCGUCGACGCUCGAGCAUCGUUGAUGACCUCGCGACGGGCGUUCUUCCAGCGCUCGAAAGGAAACUGGAUUACCGAAAAUCUCGAAGCUUAACUCGAUCUCGACAAUCCGGUGUGGUGCCUAGGUUAGGUCGCUCUGGAAGCAGGAAAUUGGCCACGAACGGAUCGAAUCCGCUCUUUUCCAUCACCGUACGUACACGCACAUAUACGUGCCUAGAAGACGAAUUAUCACUUCCGUCGAGAGACGAAACGCGUCACGUGCUCGUGAUAUUCGAGAUAUACGAAAUGUGAAAGAAUUCCACGAAGUGGUGACGAGGAAUUGGAUUAACACAUUUACGAGCGAGAAAAACAUCGAAGAAUUAUCGCCGAGAGCAACGAUUGGCAAUUUAUCUUACUCGUAUAUUUCUUUUUCAUUAGAUUUUAUUAAUCAUGACCAUGGAACAGAGUCAACUUUGCUAUAAAGUUACUGCUUCUAAAUUGUCAUUAUACUUCAUUUUUUUAUAAUCUUUUUAUAUUUUAUAGAAAGCACGUUACGUUUAUAUUUUUUUUUUUUU